This is a messenger RNA of Stomoxys calcitrans (stable fly), 1776 nucleotides long. It is a transcript of the gene HGTX, whose product is annotated as homeobox protein Nkx-6.1. Gene Ontology annotation, biological process: cell differentiation; regulation of transcription by RNA polymerase II. Lineage: Eukaryota; Metazoa; Arthropoda; Insecta; Diptera; Muscidae. The record is from RefSeq and is a predicted model, not a curated record. Gene Ontology annotation, cellular component: nucleus. The transcript has 4 exons. Gene Ontology annotation, molecular function: RNA polymerase II cis-regulatory region sequence-specific DNA binding; DNA-binding transcription factor activity, RNA polymerase II-specific. The coding region runs from base 89 to 1636 and encodes 515 amino acids.
UUUCGUGGAUUACAAUCAAUCAUCCAAUAGCGUUAGCCACAGCAUCAGCACCAUUUCUCCCAAUCCGAAUCACAACGAUCGCGACACAAUGGAUCUUAUCAAUCCCUAUAUGAGGCAUCACACAUUUGCUGCCGCGGCUGCUUCACAGAAUUCUCCCACAGCAGCCGUCAAUCUAUUGAAUCGAAGUCCACCUCUUCAUCAUCAUCACCCCGGGCAUUUGGGCAAUGGAUUUCCAGAUCCCUCCCAAAUUGAAUAUCAAAACCAAUUGUUGGAUUAUCACAAUGCCGCAGCGGCGGCCGCUUAUGCGGCCAACAACAAUAACCAUCCUUUGAUGCUCUUGAAGAAUAAUCCUUCGGCAGACAAAUUGCAUCUGGAACCAAAGUCACCACGAUCCGCAGAAGAUUCAUCCACGCCACCUCCGCUAAUGUCAGCCAACAAUCAUGUGUCGGCAGAUCACCACCACCAGCAUCAUUCUACAAAUUCUCAAGCCUCAUCCCGCCUUCAAUCUGAGUCACCGGAUAAUUGCCAUAACUCUUUUAAUCAAAGAACCCGCUAUGACAACAAUUCUAGUCCCGGUGUCGAUAGUUCCAAAUCGUUUUCCGUUAGUCAAAGAUCCAGUGAGGAGGCCGGCAACAAUAGUGAAUCGAGUCCCCCACCAGCUGACUACAGUCCAGAGAAUCUAUCGAAUCGGAAGUUUACCUCCUCCAACACCGGUCAUCCGCUGGGUAUACACAACAACAAUAACAUUGGCUUGGAUCACAAAUUGCCUUUGAGUUUCUUGGGUCCCCCCUUGGCGGCGUUACAUUCAAUGACUGAAAUGAAAGCUGGUGGUGGUGGCACUGGAACCGGCAAUAAUUCUUUAAAUGGCGGUUAUGGUAAUUCACAGAAUCCUCAUAUAAUGACCGAAAAUCGUAUUGCAGUAUCAUCAGCCGGUGUUGCUGGAACAACGAAUACUCAAACUCAAGGUACGGCCAAUCCGCAUGGUAUCGAUACGAUAUUAUCGAAACCGCCGCCGGUAACAUCGGCGGGUUUAAGUGCUUUAACGGGAGGUGGCAUCCCACGUUUUUCAAUAGCCGCUGCUGCGGCGGGUAUGGCUCAAUAUUUGUCACAAAACCAAGGAACCCCGCUGAAAGGCCAUGGUGGCCAUAUGGUCGAUCGGACACAUUUGUAUUGGCCCGGUCUGCAAGGUCUAGUAGCCAAUCCAAUGGCGUGGCGAGAAAGAUUAUCAAACACAAUGUCCGCCAAUUUGUCACAGUCACAUCAACAUCAUCAAUCCAGUGAUAAGGAUGGCAAAAAGAAACAUACCCGCCCAACAUUUAGUGGUCAACAAAUCUUUGCCUUGGAAAAGACAUUCGAACAAACCAAAUAUCUGGCUGGACCAGAGAGAGCAAAACUAGCAUAUGCCUUAGGAAUGACUGAAUCACAAGUUAAGGUCUGGUUUCAAAAUCGUCGCACCAAAUGGCGCAAACGACAUGCCGCCGAAAUGGCCACGGCCAAACGCAAGCAGGACGAUAUUGGAGGCGACAAUGGUGACGAUUGCAGCGAACCCAUGGACAGUGACAGUGAAAGUCUGGAUAUGGGCGAAAACCCAGCCCAGAGAAAACGCAAUCGCAUGGAGGAUAAUUAUCGACAUUAGUCAGAGUUUUAAUUAAAGAAAGAGAUGUUUUCAGUAAGCAAUUACCACAUAAACGCAAAACGAAUUUAAUUUGGUGAAAAUAUUCCGAUAUACAAAAAGAAAAACAAAGAAAAUAUAUUCUUAUAUAUAGAGCUCCAUAA